AACAUACAAAGCCCGCUGUCCUGGUCUUUCCAAUAUUUUUGGAUAAAAGUAAAAGAUUUUUUUUCUGACUAAUUAAAGCUCAAGAAUUUUCUUAAAUAUUAAAAAAAGUAUUAGUUGUGGACUACUGGCAUGCACCAUACUGGUUUGCUUUUUGUAAGUCACACUAAGGUUUUUUCCCAGAAGACUAUAUUUCUUGUUAGAAUACAUAAUUAAACAUGAGAGGCUCGACUUAGCGUUUUACACCAUUGUCCGUUAGCCUCUUCAGGCAUGGGGUCUUUCCAACAUUCUUUCUAAAAUAUGACGCUUCUGACGUUGGCCAGAAGGGGGAAGACUGCGAGUACAAUCGCACAUGUUUGCUGAAGAUCUCGAUUUGUCGUGGAGAUAAGACCAAAAUGCUAGCGUGAAACACUUUAUCGUGACUUUCGGUUCCGAAACCAAAACACCUUCGUCCACACAUCUAAGCGAAUAAGACAACAUGGCAAGCUCAUCUCCGCGGUUCACAUGGUGUGCCUGUCGUAAGCACAAGAUCCCAUCCAAGGACACCCACGAGCUGUGUCUGCACUGUCUGGGCAUUCAGCACGCUAAGGAAGCCGUGCUGGAAUAUGGAAAAUGCCCUCAUUGUGCCAAAAUGGACUGGAGCAGUUGCAUCAACCGCCUUACGAAGGUGCAGGAAGUGAUGCACCGCGAGAGUCAGCAACGGAAGCACGAAGCUGCUCAGGCUGGGGCGCAGCCUAAACCCGAGACCACGACUGCACCUGUCAGCGAAGCCAAACCUGUCCAGGAUGCAGUCUGUAGUACUCAGCCUGCACCUCACCCUGUGGCGGUCACCCCUGGCCCCACAUCGUCCACCAUGCCAGUGGUGUUCACUAUUUUGUCUCCACCCCCUGUCCCUGCUGAGUCCAAUGCAAACGUGGUUAAGGGACCCUUUCUGUCCCAUGUCGCCAUUCAGCAGUCUGCAGACUCCACUCCAUCUCUGAGCUACCAGAGUUCCCACCCACUAUCCACUAGUUCUCACAAGAGAAAGCGCCUAUCCAAGUGCCACUCUCGCUGUUCGAAGCACUCCAGUAGGAACUAUGGACAUCGGAGGAGGUGCUCUUCAUCCUCUUCCUCUUCGCCUUUCUGGAGUUCCUCAGACUCCUCCUGUCUGUCUGCUCUGAGGGAGAAGCAACGGCGCAGAGAAGCACGCCGAUUUCAAAAGCCGAAGGAGCUGCACGACCGUCUGCUGCAGGUGGUGGAGCAGAAGCUGGAGGCCCAGCAGCAGGCCAUGCAGAUACAGUGGGCCUUGAUGGAGAGGCGCCUAGAAGCUCUUGAGAAGAGAGAUUCAGAGACACCAGCCUGCAGGGCCGUUCAUGCCCCUCAACCAUCCACAUCCUCUCAGGGCGAGGAACAGAGAGACUGGUCUGGAUCCACCAGCGAUGCAGUGGUAACUGGCUCCAUUCCUCUGACAAUUAUCAAACAGGAAGAGGAGGCAUCCUCAGUUUUGUUGGCAUCAAAACCAGACGCAGCUCCUGAAGCAGAGAGAGAGGGUGAGUCUUCACAUCCUGAGGGUGCUGUUUCCAAGCAAGAUAUCCUCACCGCCAAAGAGCUUCAAAACCUCAUUGCUCGGGCAGCCAAAUACUUGGCCUUAACUUUCCCCAAAACAUCCCCUAACCUGCCAGAUCCAACAAUGGCGCCUGAAUUUGAGGAGUUGGUGCAAAGCACGUGGCCCAACCCAGCCAGCUCAAAACCAUUCCGGGACGUAUGCUCAGAGAUGUACACGCUGAAUGAAAGCCAGGCUCCAGCCUAUGAACGCAUGCCACAGGUCAAUGGUUUCAUGUCUGCCAUUUUCCAAGCGGUCAAGCCCACGGAAAACAAGGAACAGGGCGUGCUCGCUGACCGCUGGCGCCUUACUGAGAUGCUGACGGAGGGCACGUACCAGACUGCAGGCAUGCUUGCCAAAACUGCCAACUACCUGCGAUACUUGUCGGACUAUCAGCAGCGACUCUUGGUGGAGAUUACUGAAGACCACCCUGCCCAGCGUUUUGUGACUGUUCUCAACGAGCUGAAGCUCAUUGGUCAGUUUAGCCAUCAGCUCUCCUCUCACCAAGCUGAACUGUCUGGAAGGGCCAUGGCUGCAUCAGUGGCCAUCAGAAGACAGGUUUGGAUGGCCAAGACUAAUUACACAGAUUCACUGAAGGCAACAGUGGCCGACCUGCCCUUCGUUGUGAGCCAGAGCGUGGGUGUCAGCUCUGGUGGUUCGAGCUCCGGUGACAACCUGUGCAAACUGGAGCAGUAAGCUUACCUGUUCUGAGAGAGGACUACAAAUACUUAAUUAUUGUGUACAGAUACAGGCAAAGCUGUGCUGUAACUGCUGUUUUUUGUCUUGUGACGCAGCUGUGUUCACUGCCUUUGGAAAUACAAGGAUUACAGUAGCAUUAUCCUGAGAUGUAACCCUUUGACACAGAAAAUGUAGGGUUUUGUAAAGAGAGACUGUACUUACACAUGGUCUCGUAUGGUGUUUUGUCUUUUCAUCAAUGUGUUUUAAAUACAUACUCUUAAAUAUUCAUAUUAGAAAUAGAUAAUUAUUUACAAAUAAAAGACAUUCAACAUUUACACAUUUAAAUCCAUGAUGUUCACAUGUUCAAGAUCUGGUCUGGCAGUAUCCUUAGCACAUUAUGUUUUCCAAAAUGGAACCAUUGUAGACCAGUCCUGAAGCUAUUACUGAAAGGCCUAUGAUAAGAAUUUAAAAUGGAUUUGUAUCAAACAUGUUCAUUGAUUUUGUCUUCUACCUCAGUGUCCCACUUCUGUAGGUCUUAAUUUUUAAGUCUUUUAACCAUUAAUAAAAAUAUGAAGUUA
Clupea harengus (Atlantic herring) is the source of this 2835-nucleotide messenger RNA. RefSeq lists its product as uncharacterized. Lineage: Eukaryota; Metazoa; Chordata; Actinopteri; Clupeiformes; Clupeidae. The record is from RefSeq and is a predicted model, not a curated record.